AUGGAUUUUCGAUCGGAAGCCAAACUUGGAGUGUUUAUUGUAUUGCUGAUGUGCGCAAGUGCUCAGCCAUUUACAAUUGACAACAAACCUCUAGAGCAACGUACCAGUUUCAUUUUCUACGACCAAAAUAAUCGCGAAACUUCAAAUACGAAGUGCUAUGAAACGAAGAAAUAUUCAAUGAUAGUUCCAGGAUUUACGGAAAGCUGUGAAACAUUUUGGGUUAGAGAUUUGCGUCAGAAUUUGCUCAAUAAUAGAGAGGGAUGCGUUAUCUGCAUGGACUAUUCGGAUUACAACAAAGACUAUCCGUUUUUGAUCGCACACUUUAAAUCAGUUGCAAAAGUAUUGACGGAUAAGCUGAUGGAACUACGUGUCAAAGGAUUUCGUCAUUCUGAUGCUUAUCUCUUUGGCUUCAGCUACGGUGCCCGGCUCAUAGUUCGUGCUGGUAACGAUAUUGGUCCAAGGCAAUUGGGAAUAAUUCAUUUAUGUGAUCCAGCCGGUCCGGGAUUCUCAAAUAAUGCUGAUCCAAGAACUGCUGCACAGUACUCUCAAUGUAUUCAUACAAAUUCAAAAGGACGCGGAACUGAAGAACGAAAUUGCGAUCAAAACUGGAUGAUGGGUUAUUGUGGCGAAUGGCAACCGGCAUCUGGACCGAAACCGUUGGGUAGCCAUGGAUUAUGUCCAGUAAUGUAUAAUAAUAGCUUCAAGUAUAAAUUUAUGGCUAUCGAAAAGCGCAGAACAUGUAGUGCACCAGCUAACCCUCGUGAUUUAAGUAUUUUACCAUCGGAUGGAAUUCGAAUGGGCUAUUUCCAAAAACUCUACAAUUCCACACUGUUGACUGGAAUCAAUCUGUAUGCCAUCACAAAAAAAAAUCCACCAUACUGCUAGGCUUCGCUUUCGAAAAUGACCGCUAUCUUCGUUUGGUAUUGACUUCAAUGAACUUUUUAAAAAUGGAAAUAUGAUUUAAUGUUGCUUUUUUCCA
This is a messenger RNA of Sitodiplosis mosellana (orange wheat blossom midge), 979 nucleotides long. RefSeq lists its product as uncharacterized. The transcript has 8 exons. The coding region runs from base 1 to 885 and encodes 294 amino acids. Gene Ontology annotation, molecular function: lipase activity. The record is from RefSeq and is a predicted model, not a curated record. Lineage: Eukaryota; Metazoa; Arthropoda; Insecta; Diptera; Cecidomyiidae.